UCCUCCUUUUUGGAGUGGCUGAGCUGAAUACCAGAACAGGAUAUGCUUUACUCUCAGUUUCACGGCAGCAGCAACAGCAGCAGCAGCAGCAGCAGCGGCAGGAGCAGCCCUGAGGACGACACACUGCAGCCAAGAUGAGUGCUGGGGAUGUGGUCUGUAAAGGCUGGCUCAUUAAAUCCCCUCCGGAGAAGAAACUGAAGAGAUUUGCAUGGAGGAAACGUUGGUUUGUGCUUCGAAGAGGUCGCAUGAGCGGUGAUCCAGAUGUGCUGGAAUACUAUCAGAGCAAUAACUCCAAAAAGCCAAUCCGCACCAUUGACCUGAAAGAGUGCGUGGUGGAAAUGCUGGAAGGGCAACUGCGGAUAAAGAGGGACUUUCACGGCAAGCACCUCUUUGUGGUAAAGACCUCAUCUCGUGUUUUCUACCUGGUGGCCAAAACCGAAGAGGAGAUGAACAGCUGGAUCAGCAGCAUCAGUCAGAUUUGCCAGUUUGGGAGCCUGGAGGAUGCAGAGAGCUCAGAGGAAAGCUUUCCUCACACUCCCACCUCCCUUCAGCUGUCACCUGACAGCUCUGAUAGAGCAUCUGUAGAAAGCCAACAAGAUUCCAGCUAUCCACCAGACUACCUCUUUCUCUCCCAGUGUGAGACGGGGAGUGUGAUCACUAGUCGACACAACAGCUUUUCAAACUCCGAGAUCUCUCUGGAGCAGAAGUCAUCAGACGAUGGCGUCAAGGACAUCUGCACCGAUUCUUCUUUAUCCUCAAUCUCCCACACUAGUCCCAGUCCAUCUCUUUUCCCCCAUGGGAGGCUAAGCAACCCUCCGUUCAGCGCUCCAUGCACCUCCAUAGCUUUGCCCUCAUCGUCUUCCUCUCCACUACAUCACUGCGCCACAAGUGUCUUCCAGUUCGACAAACCACAUUCUCCCGCGAUGUUUGAGGCGACGGGUGAUAAACUAACACCCCCUCCACUGCCACCCAAGCCUAAUCACCUGUCAGAGUACGCAAGCGACGAAGGCCUUCAAAGGACGAGGGCAAUGAGUGCGCGCCAUUUCUCGAGCAAUGCUGGAUUUUUUCCCCGGAGGACCUCUUUGUCGGGCCUGGACCAUUUCAAAUUGGGAAAUGCCGAGAGCAAAUUUAUGCAGAUAAGGAGACAAAGUAUUAAUUUGCCUUGUUUAAAUAGCACAAAACUUCAAAACUACCAGGAUGAGUCAUAUGUUCCUAUGGCUUCCCCUUCCCCUUCGCCUUCUCCUUCUCUUGCGACCGUGGAGUCUGAUGGUUACAUCCCCAUGAGCCCAAGGACAUUAAGCUUCCUCAAUACAACCUACAGCAUUGAACCAUCUGCAUCUUUCAGCCCACUAAUGAGUCAACUUAGUGCUACUGCACCACCUCCGAUUCACCGGCAUCUAAAACCUCGCAUAAGGAAAGCUCGACCCCCACCUCUUGAUCUGAGUGGCCUUUCUACAAUCACAGAAUGUCCCACGCAUCUCCCUUUGAGCAGAGCGCUGAUCGACUCAUGCUUUUCAGUGAACCCUUCACCUCUUGAAAGACGACUUGAGAAUGGGGAGAAAUUAAGAGAUGAAGUCACAAACUCCUCUGCAAUGGAAUCAAGGCAGCAGUUCUUUGAUGGGCCAGUUCAGCCCUGGGCGAGAAGUUCAAAUCUUGACUAUUUGUCACUGGAUUUCAAUUCAGCAACCCCCUCUCCUGUGCUGAAGCAGAAGCCAUUCCUGUCCGAUGAGUACAGAGUAGAUUAUGUGCAGGUGGAUGAGAAGAAGACGCAGGCGCUUCAAAACACCAAAAUGGAGUGGACAGACGUUCGCCAGUCGAAAACCUGACACUAUGAAACGAAUUAAGAACACACAGUUUCAAGAAGGCCAACAACAGCAAGGAGUACAUAUUGGGGGUGACCAGGUGUACCAUUUUAUGUCCAUAGCAGUUUUUACCCCCCUCCCACGCUGCACAUAUUAAGCUAAUGUCUCACAACCUACACAUGAGUCUCACAAGAAAACCAAAGAUGAGUAUCGAACAGAUACAGACUAACAAUGACAGGUAACAACAGCCUCAAUUGUCACUGGGAAUGAAAAAUGUAACGGUAAGAGCAGAAAAAAAAAACAAUUAAAAAAACCCCCAUUAAAAACAAACUUUAUCUUCCAUUUAUAAGACACAAGGAAAAUCUUAUCUUCAAAUCUUCAAAUGUAUAAAAAAACCAAAAAAAACUUUAACCUGCAUUUUUAAAGCCACAUAUAUUAAAAUCACAUGCUACCCCUCAGCAUUAACUCAGUACAAUUAUACCUCACUUUUAAUUUGUUGACAUCUGGUCACUCUUGGAUGUGUGUAGAUAAAGAAGAAUAAAAAGAUUGUAUAAGCACUUUGGGAAACAGUAUUGAAAUAAAAUUACAAUAGUAAUUAAGCAGUAAGACCUUCUUUUGCAUAGAGGAUAUGCAAAAUUGCACUGUUAAAACUAAGUUAAGUCUCCAUAGAACUGAACUGUAAAUACUGCCUAAUCAUGCACUAUUCAGUGAUUUUUCUGUAGCAUUAAGUUUCACCUGAUUUGCAAAAGGGCAUCAUAUUGUUUUACUGUAUUAAAAAACUGCUGUAAAUAUAUGUAUAGAGAUGUUACUGAAGAAUUUUUUUAAUGAUAAAAUGUUGUUUUUAAGAUUUCUCUCUGUGUCAAUAUGUAACGUGAAUGAAAAUGAUCCAUUCUGAGAUUCUGCCUGAAUAUUACCCACAUCUUAAAGAACCAAAACUAACUUGAAACUUUAAACAUUAUUGCCAUAACACAUUUGGUUAUACAGGUGAACCAUCUUAUUUACUGAACAUCUGUCCAAUCACCUCACUUUACACAUCAGUCAGCGAAUGUUUUAACCACAUGCAAGCAGAUAAAUGAGACCACUGUUCUAUUUCAGCUGCUCUUUCACGCUCUUUCAAAAAAAUACAUUAUAACCAAACUGUAUGCAAAGUUAGAUAUAGAUUUACAGAUAGAGACACAUAU
Molecule: messenger RNA, 2983 nt
Organism: Pelmatolapia mariae (spotted tilapia)
Lineage: Eukaryota; Metazoa; Chordata; Actinopteri; Cichliformes; Cichlidae
Gene: gab3
Product: GRB2 associated binding protein 3
Exons: 10
Coding region: 135-1826 (563 amino acids)
Biological process (GO): signal transduction
Cellular component (GO): cytoplasm
Molecular function (GO): signaling adaptor activity
Source: RefSeq, a predicted model, not a curated record